UAAAAAUAUGUAAACAAAACAAAAAUAUAAAUAAAAUAUUGUAAUAUUGUUUCAGCGUUGGUUGCUAGGCUGAUAAUUUUGCACUGAUGCUUCCCAGCGGAAGCUUUAAUAUACAUGCUAUGCACUGCAAAGAAGUUCCUAUUGUUCCAGGCAAUACCCAAACACAACAGUCAAGGUGACAAAGUGCAGUUUAAUUUGGCACUUGACCUGAUAGCUAAUAGAAAUCAAUUGGCGUGUUUUAAAUUUAGUUUUAUUUUUUAUUUUGUCUUUAUAGCGACCAUCAAAGCUGGGUGCGCGUCGCGACGCUGAAAUUAAUGUCAUCAUGUCCACUGGUGGAGAGAAGUCCAAGCCUGCCUCCCAGCCUGAUGGGAAGGCUGCUCAAACUCAGAAGAAAACCGAGACGGGCAUGGGAAACUACAGGAUGUAUGUGUAUGAUCAGGAGAACUUUCAGGGCCGCAUGAUCGAGAUUUCCAAUGAGUGCAUGAACGUGUGUGAAAUGGGCAUGGAUAGAGUGCGUUCCCUCCGCGUGGAGUGCGGCCCUUGGGUGGGUUGGGAGCAGAUGAACUUCUGCGGAGAGAUGUACAUCCUGGAGAAGGGCGAGUACCCCCGCUGGGACUGCUGGAGCAACUGCCACAGGAACGACUACCUGCUGUCCUUCAGACCUAUCAGAAUGGACCCAGAAAAGCAUAAGAUCUGUCUGUAUGAAGUUGGUGAAUUCAAGGGCCGCAAGAUGGAGAUUAUCGAUGAUGAUGUUCCCAGUAUGUACACCUUCGGCUUUACCGACCGCGUGGGCAGCAUCAUGGUCAGCUGUGGCACUUGGGUGGGCUACCAGUAUCCUGGUUACCGUGGCAGCCAGUACCUGCUGGAGAAGGGUGAAUACCGUCACUUUAACGAGUACGGCGCUCGUCAUCCCCAGUUUCAGUCCGUCAGGCGCAUCCGUGACAUGCAGUGGCACCCAGACGGCUGCUACACUAUGGCCACCAAGUGAGGGCUAGGGAGGACGAGAAAGAGAGGGAACAGGGGAGAGAGAAAGAGAGGAGGAGGAGACGAUGAAGGAGGGGGAGGGGGGAGGGCCAAGAAGGAGAGGAGGAGCGCACCACCCGUAUGAGUCAUCCUGGGAAGGGAAAGAAGGAGAGAGGGAUGGAGGUCAGUCAGGUAUGGCUAGCAGCCUAGCAGACAAAACGUCACAAUAGAAAAUGUGGCUGUUGAUAACAGAUGAAAGCAUGGCUUCUUCUUCCCCACCCCUCUUUAUUCUCUCUCUACACUUCACCUCUUCUCCCAUCUUCUUCUUUCUUCCCUCUUCCUCCCCUUCCUCAUCCUCCAUUCACUUUUCCCCUGAGGAAAUCAGUCCAUCACAAAGAGU
Onychostoma macrolepis is the source of this 1363-nucleotide messenger RNA. It is a transcript of the gene crybb1l2, whose product is annotated as crystallin, beta B1, like 2. The transcript has 7 exons. Gene Ontology annotation, biological process: lens development in camera-type eye; visual perception. The record is from RefSeq and is a predicted model, not a curated record. Lineage: Eukaryota; Metazoa; Chordata; Actinopteri; Cypriniformes; Cyprinidae. Gene Ontology annotation, molecular function: structural constituent of eye lens. The coding region runs from base 323 to 988 and encodes 221 amino acids.